AUGUCGACAGACACCGAUAAAGCUGUAAACAAAAAGGAGAGUAAUAAGGCGAGCAAGAUACUCAAAGGAGUAACUAUAAACAUGUUGAAACAAUUAUUCUUUUGUUUCCGAUUGUAUCUGGAUAUUUUGAUAGAUUUUAUCUUCUCACUGUACUGGGAUGGACAGCGGAGAACCAUACCAUCUUUGGAAAAGAAGCAUAGUCUUUUGAAGGAGAGUGCAACAACUCUUGCUGCUAAAAUAAGAACUAAAGAGUUGAAGGCUAGAGAUGUAGUCAGCGCUUGCAUUGAAAGAAUAAAAGUAGUGAACCCUUAUCUAAAUGCUAUGACAGAUGAGAGAUUUGAUGACGCUUUAAAAGAUGCAGAAGAAGUGGACAGAAUGAUUGAGAAUGGUCUAUCUGAGGAAGAGUUCAAAAAGAAACCUUUUCUAGGUGUCCCAUUUACCGCCAAGGAAAGUCACGCGGUGAAGGGAAUGUUGCAUACGUUAGGUAUAAUCUCACGACGCGGUGCGCGGGCGCAAGACGACGCGGAAUGCGUACGACUACUGAGGGAAGCUGGCGCAAUACCAGUCGCCGUGACUAAUGUACCUGAAAUCAAUAAAUGGCAAGAGACCCGCAACAUGCUUUUCGCCAGCCCUAUUUCCAUUUGUUCCGACAUCGGCGGCUCCACCAGAAUGCCAGCAUUCAGUUGCGGAUUGUAUGGUCUCAAUCCAACAGCGGGACACACUAGUCUUAAAGGUUCUGUACUUCGCACCGGCAAGGACCCCAGUAUGGCCUGCAUUGGCUUCAUAAGUAAACAUCUAGACGACCUGGCGCCUCUAACCAAGAUUGUGGCUGGAGAAAAGGCGCAUCUGUUGGCCUUAGAUAGAAACAUAAACAUUAAGGAUAUAAAGUAUUUUUACGUUGAGAGCGCAAAAGACCUGCGCGUGAGUCCCAUUUGCUCCGACCUCAGGAAAGCUAUGAAGAGGGUGAUAUCCCGCCUGAGCGACGAGACUGUCGGCGAGAACUCGCCUCGCCCCUACUACCACAACGGCCUCGACUACAUGUACUCGCUCUGGCGACACGCGAUGACAAAGGAGAGCGACUGUUUCGCCAAAUUGCUUCUAGACAACGCCGGCGAAGCGAACGGCCUAACUGAACUCGGGAAGAAGCUCUUAGGAACCUCGUCCUUCACUUUGGCCGCUGUAAUCAAAUUGCUCGACGACCAAGUCCUGCCGCCUGUCGACAAAGAGUGGGCUGACAAACUGACCUUGCCGCUGAAGGACGAUUUAACGACCGCGUUAGGUACAAAUGGAGUUCUUCUGUUUCCAUCCGCACCGCUCCCGGCGCCCUACCACUACAGCCCUUAUCUGCGUCCUUUCAAUUUCGCCUACUGGGGCAUUCUCAACGUCUUGCACCUGCCAACGAUGCAGAUUCCAUUAGGCUUAAACGCAGAGGGGAUUCCCCUCGGUAUUCAAAUCGUGGCUGGACCUCGUCAAGAUGCGUUGUGCGUGGCCGUGGCUAAACAUCUGCACACCAUGUUCGGUGGUUUUGUAGCACCCUGUACAGUGCAGGAAUAG
Molecule: messenger RNA, 1554 nt
Organism: Leptosia nina
Lineage: Eukaryota; Metazoa; Arthropoda; Insecta; Lepidoptera; Pieridae
Source: the annotation of a GenBank genome assembly